AUGACUCGCUUCUCAACACCAGAUGGACUGCGAACACCUAUUUUGAGACUAGAAAGUGAACUCGCACAAGAGCAAUCACCUACGCUGGCGCUCAUCUCCCAACCUCACCCACCGCUAGGCCUAGUCUCGACCGUACCUGCAGACGGCAUGAUAAUCCACUUCCUCUUCGACACAACCAGUUUCAUUUCCAACUUUAUCAUCGGCCCUUCCAUCGCCGAGGGAAUGCGCACCUCUUUACAAACUCGCUUCUUCGUCUCGCCCGAAACACAGCUAGCAGGCUUCCUCGCCUUUGCCAGCGAAUACGCCACGCGAUGCGGCCGGCUCGUCCUCUCGGCACAAACCAACAUGCCUUGA
Messenger RNA from Penicillium mononematosum, 354 nucleotides. RefSeq lists its product as uncharacterized. Bases 1 to 354 code for a protein of 117 amino acids. The record is from RefSeq and is a predicted model, not a curated record. The transcript has a single exon. Lineage: Eukaryota; Fungi; Ascomycota; Eurotiomycetes; Eurotiales; Aspergillaceae.